This is a messenger RNA of Hydractinia symbiolongicarpus, 2602 nucleotides long. Its product is annotated as thioredoxin domain-containing protein 16-like. The coding region runs from base 134 to 2410 and encodes 758 amino acids. The transcript has 20 exons. NCBI's taxonomy places the organism in Eukaryota, Metazoa, Cnidaria, Hydrozoa, Anthoathecata, Hydractiniidae. The record is from RefSeq and is a predicted model, not a curated record.
GUGGAGAUAUAACAGAAUCACACCAGAAUAUUUUACACCUAAAAAGCACCUAAAAAAGAUUUGGAAUUUUGUUCAACAUGUAACCGUCAUUUCAAUAUAACCAUUCUACCCUUUCUUUCUAGUUUCCACUAAAAUGAUAUGUUUAAUCUUAAUAAAAAUAAUACUGCUCUUCUCAGCUUUUGUUUCAACAAAGAGGAUCUAUAAAACAGGCCAAGUGAUAAAAAUGGUGAAUGACAAGAAUGAGCUAGACCAUCUGAAACGUUUACAAAAUGGUUCGCUGAUUUUAUAUAGUAUGACGUCAGGAGAAGCAGCCGAAAAAUUUGAAGAAAAUUUAUUACGAGCUCACAACUAUGUAUCAAAAUAUGGAUUUAAAAUGAAAAAGGUAAACUGUAACAAAAUGAAGAGAACAAUAAAAGAAUGCAAACAUGUGACAAAUCAGCUGGUUUAUUUAUACAAGCUUGGGGAUGAAAAAAUCAUGAGUUCUGACCAACUCAAUGGAACAAAAAGAACAAUCAAUGAAAUUUUAUUUUUCUUAGCUUCGUCCAAUUAUGAAAAAAUGAUAUAUGUUGGCAGUAUGGCACAAGCAAAUGAAAUUAUUGAAAUGAAUCGAAAGAUUUUUAAUUCUGUUGUUGGAUGUUUUCAAGAUUAUGAAUCUGAAGAGUUACGCAAUUUUUUGGAUGCUGCCAUGGAGAUUGGGCAUGAUUAUGCAUUUCUUUUGUUGAAUGGAAAAGCUGAUGACGUGAAACCGAUUAAAAAGCCGGGUUAUUUUAUAACACUGUAUUACACGAUGGAAGUUGAACCUGGAAAACAGCCUGAAACUGUAGACCUUACACCGUAUGCAAGCAACGUCAUAUCUCUGAAAGAAAUUAUCCAAACCUUGGAAAUGACAGAAGAGAUCAAACAGCAACUCCACAAAGUUAAAACUGCGAAAAGUCGACAGCAAGAAGAACUUAAUUAUCAAAAAGAAAAAGCUGCAGAAGAAUUAGAGAGAAAGAAAAGAAAACACAGUGAAUCAAAUCUACCUACGCCAUCUAUCCGAAGAAUAAACACAACAGAUCUACUUCAUAAGAAGGGAAACAAAACAAACAGUUUUAUUGAGCUGUUAAGCGACGAAGACUCUGAUUUAGCGAAGGAUGCGUAUGCAAUUAUACGAAAUGAGCACAGGAAUCAAAAGUUGUCGUGUGGUGUAAAUGAAACGGAGUUUUAUAAGGAGUUGAAACUGGUCAACACAACCUCGAAGCAUGUAUUGUUGGUCCUGUAUUAUGUUUCGUGGGACUCGUUGUAUCAACUAUUCAAACACACUUACAUGGAGAUUGCUGACGAAGUUGACCAAGAUGUCAAAGCCGUUGCAAUUGAUUGUUCAGCAUGGCCAUCUCCAUGUCAACAGAAUCAGAUCUCAACUUAUCCAAGCUUGAUUUUAUACAAACCCGGAUUAGAACCGAUUAGAUACAAGGAUUUCUUGCACAAACAAACUUUGAUGAAACACAUAUCAAUAUGGAAAGAGCCGUUUCUUCCAGAACUUUCUGAUGUUCGACAACUGCAAGAUCUGCAGAAACAAAUGAAAGAGACGUUUGUUAUUGCAGCUUUCUCUAACGUUAAAGGUGUGAAACAAAGUGAAAGUUACAAGAUCUAUUCGCAAGUAGCGUUACGCUAUUAUGGUAAAGUUCGCAUGGCGGUGUUGUUAUCAAAAAAUAAAAAUAUCACUUUCAAUCAACAAAAGCUUAAUUUACCAUCAGUUGUGACUGUAAACGCAAAUGGUGUCAGAAAUCGUAUUGUUAGAACCAAUGUUUUCGAUGCAAAACUUUUAGAUGACUGGAUCAACGAGCAAACACAACCUCAAGUUCAAGAACUCACACCAAUAUCAUUUCCGAAGUUGCUUCGACUUAGAAAACCAUUCUUAAUUGCAUUCCGAGAAAGAAACAAAGAUCGAGCAGUGUUAUCAAGAUUCGCACAAAACAAUCCGAAUGUCAUCACAGUAUGGAUGGACAUUGACAGUGAUUUAACGAAAUCCAUACAAACAACGUACAACCUUCAACAUCGAAAUACAAUCGCACUACUGGACAAGAGAAAGAACACUGUGUAUGAGUUCAAGGAAGGUAAAAGAACAAAAGAUAACAUAUCAAAGUGGAUAUCAAAAUGUCUAAGUGGUGUUUCCUACGAACCAUCAUAUACGUUGCCUGAUCAAACUUGGACUGGAAAUAAUGGUAUAGAUUUUUUAAAACUUAUCGACGAGGAACAAAAGAAUUUCACAAGCCCCUCUACGAAACAAGAAAACAAUGAAAAGACAGUAAAAGACAGACUGAAUGGGCAUAUUGCAAUUGACAGACCGGAAGAAUUUGAUAAAACUGCAACUGACAGAUUGGAAGAUGAGGGUGAUAAAGACAACUUUAGAUAUUACGAUGAAUUGUAGUAUUUCCAAGACCGCGUUUAUUUAAUCCUCGUGCUCUGGGUCUAUUAUUUAACCUUGAGCCGUUAAUACGGAUAAUAAUCACGUAAGGGAAAAAUGCUCUGGGAACGAGGUUGUUUAUUGUUUAUAAUUUACCUUUUACGAGGAUUUUGAUUGUGCAAAACAAAUGAAAAUAUAAAAAACAAUUUCAUAUAA